AUGGGACAGGCCCUAGGAAUCGAGUGCUGCGACUUUCAGACAGCAAGAAACAAUGAGAAGCACCAUACCAAGGCCAUUAGCUCCCAGCACCUCAUCGUGAGGAGGGGGCAGCCCUUCACCAUCAGCCUGCACUUCUGGACUCCAAUCCACAAAUUUCCGAAGAAUGUGGCCCUCAUUGCACAAACUGGUGAGCAGCCUUCCAAGGCCAAGGGGACCCAAGCCAUACUCCCGAUUUCCAGUCCCAUUCCCCGUCCGGGAGACCCGAAGGGGUGGAAUGCAGAGGUGGAGGAGAAAGAGGCCCAGUCCUGGGUCAUCUCUGUGACUACGCCCGCAGACGCUGUCAUUGGCAACUAUUUGCUCCUGCUGCAGGUCUCAGGCAGGAAGCAACACCUCCUGGGCAAGUUCACACUGCUCUUUAACCCCUGGGGUCAAGAGGACGCUGUGUUCCUGGAGAAUGAGGCUCAACGCAGUGAGUACUUGUUGAACCAGAAUGGCCUCAUCUACCUGGGCACGGCUGACUGCAUCCAGGAAGAGUCUUGGGACUUUGGCCAGUUCGAGAGGGAUGUCUUUGACCUGAGCCUGGCCUUACUGAGUGAGGACAAGCAAGUGGAGCAGUGGGGCAACCCCGUGCAUGUGGCCUGCAUUUUGGGCUCCAUGCUGCAUGCUCAUAAGGAGAGGAGUGUGCUGCCCAUCCCGCAGACCCAGGAUGCCCAUGAAGAGGCCUUGAGGAACAAGCGCCGGGGCAGCGUGCCCAUCCUGCGACAGUGGCUCACGGGCCAAGGGCGGCCUGUGUAUGAUGGUCAGGCCUGGGUGUUGGCCGCUGUUGCUUGCACAGUGCUGCGAUGCCUGGGAAUCCCUGCCCGCGUCGUUACUACUUUCAACUCAGCCCAGGGCACCCAUGGGAGCCUGCUCAUAGAUGAAUACUACAAUGAGGAGGGGUUUCAGAACGGAGAAGGCCAGAGAGGCAGAAUCUGGAUCUUCCAGACUUCCACGGAGUGCUGGAUGACCCGGCCUGCUUUGGGCCAGGAUUAUGGUGGAUGGCAGAUUCUGUACCCAAGAGCUCCUAAUAAAGUUGGAGUCCUGGGGCCCUGUGAUCUGGUCCCAAUCAGAGCAGUCAAGGAGGGGACACUGGAACUGACCCCGGAGCUGACCCCUGCGGUAUCAGAUCUUUUUGCCACUGUAAACGCCUCGUGCGUGGUCUGGAAGUGCCGUAAGGAUGGGACACUGGAGCUGACCGCCUCUAGCACUAAGUAUGUUGGGAACAACAUCAGCACCAAGGGUGUGGGCGUUGACCGCUGUGAGGACAUCACUCAGAACUACAAAUAUCCUGAAGGGUCUCCUCAAGAAAAAGAGGUGCUGGAGAGAGUCCAGAAAGAGAGAAUGAAACAUGCGAAAGACAAUGGCAUGCAUCCUCCCAGUCUUGAGUCUGCCGAUCCUUUGUACCUGUUCUUGGAAGCACCCAGUUUCCUACUUGUGGGAGGGGAUGCUGUGUUCUCUGUGACCCUGGUUAACCCCAGUGACCAGGAGAAGACGGUGCAGCUGUCAGUUGCGGUGCAGGCGGUGUACUACAACGGCAUCCUUGCUGCUGAACUCUGGAGGAAGAAGCAAUUCCUUACGCUCACUGCCAAGUUGGAAGGUUUUGUAACAAUCAACCUGUCCUCUUCCUAUUUUGAGCGAAGACCACCGGGGAACAGCUUUCUCAGACUCACCACCACAGCAACGCACUCCGAGUCCAGCCUUAGCUGCUUUGCUCAGGAAGACAUUCUCGUUCGGAGACCACACCUUACCAUCGAGAUGCCAAAGACAGUAAAGCAGCACCAACCUCUUACGGCCUUGGUUAGCAUCCAUAACACCCUACAUGCUCCCAUGAAGGACUGUGUGGUCUCCAUCUAUGGAAGGAGGCUCAUUCACAAAGAGAGGAGCUACAGAUUAGAUGCGGUGUGGCCUGGAGAUACCUCGUACACCCAAUUCCGGUUCACACCAACGCAGGUGGGGCUCCAGAUGCUCACUGUGGAAAUGGACUGCGAUGUGUUCCAGAACCUAACCAACUACAGAAGUGUCGAGGUGGUAGCCCCGGAACUUCCAGCUGAAAUUCCCAGCUCUACUGUCACUCUCCCCAACCACCCCUUUGAAUCUACCAUUUAAAACCGAACGUGCUGGGAAGGGAAACUUUGCUUAUCAGACAAAUGAAUCUCCAUUCAGUUUGAGCAGAAGAUGGACCAAGAACAAAACUAGAUUCCCAGAAAUCAACUGGAAAGACAUUCGCUUCUGUCACCCCAGAUUAAGGGAGUCGUGAAGACUAGUUAUCUUAGAAUAGAAACUACUGGGCUUGAGGGACAAAAGGAAACCUUUGAAAAGGUACUCAGAUAAGUACAUUCAGAUUUUUGGGGUUUGGGGUUUUUCAUAACCAUUUUACUGCUCACUAACACAUUCACUAACUUACAGGUAAGGAAAAGAAUCUAACAUUUAAAUCAUUCUUAUACUUCUGAUGAAGUGGGACAAUAAUAGCUAAAAAUGGAAUAGUUAGGUAAUCCUAAGAUGACACUGAUUGGUGCUAUCCCUAACCAUUAUCCUUAAAGAUCCAAAGAUGACAGAACAAAGUUAUAAAAUAUACAACAUAGAACCUGAGGACAGAAGGAUCUUCUAGAUUCAGCUUCACAUAAGUCUUUACUAGAGUUCUGUAUUCAUUAGGCAUCCCACAAUUAAAGUCUGAUGUUAAUAACAUGCAUUUGGUCCAGUAGAGAAAUAGGAAAAUUAUUAAAUACUUAGAAAAUAAGCCCUAUAAGAAGAGAGAGAAGAACUAGACUCCUUUUGUACAAAGUUGUGAUUUUUUUUGUUUAUAAUAUUGUUUUGCUUUGUCGCUCUCUCAGUUUGAUUUUAGUUCCUUCUCUUUAUGACGCCUGUUAAAAGUACCGAAUGGCACCUUACAAAAGUAAAUUAAAACUCUUGACUUAAGGAAUUUCAACCCCAAGUACACACGAGUCUCUCAAAAGAAUGGCUGCUGUUGCUGAUUAUAUCUAAAGAGACUGUGGGGACAUGAGAAGGGCAGAUGUGAUGAAUGACACCUAAACAAGGACAAGGGCUGGCAUGAGAGGUUGUGGAGACCUGCAGUCCAUGCAUAAGGCCCAACUCAGGUCACCAGAAUAUACAUCAUACAGGUGUACUUCGCUUUCCAAUAUGUGAUCUUCCAGACUGAUGCAAAAAUAUACUGAAGUGGCAAUGGUUUCACAAAAGCAUUAACUGAAGAGGCCCUUAAAAUUAUAUAAACUUGGGAGCUGACCCCGUGGCUGAGUGGUUAAGUUCGCGCGCUCCAUUUCAGCG
Molecule: messenger RNA, 3321 nt
Organism: Equus quagga
Lineage: Eukaryota; Metazoa; Chordata; Mammalia; Perissodactyla; Equidae
Gene: EPB42
Product: erythrocyte membrane protein band 4.2
Exons: 14
Coding region: 1-2145 (714 amino acids)
Biological process (GO): peptide cross-linking
Molecular function (GO): protein-glutamine gamma-glutamyltransferase activity
Source: RefSeq, a predicted model, not a curated record